AUGACUGAAUAUUCUGUUGCGGAUAUUAAGAAGAAAAUUAAAAAUAAGAAUUUUGUAAUUUGUAAGAUUAAGGAGGAGGAAAAAUUGGAAAAACAUGAGAAUAUGAUGAUGAGUGAGGUUGAAGUUGAUGAAUUUAUGAAUUCGGUAUUGGAAGAAGAAGACGACAUUGAUGGCCAGGAGAAGAAUAUAAUGGAGGGAGAAGACGAGUUCCUUGCUUUAUUGGAAAGGGAUGAUAACGUUAUGAAGAAUGGAAUAUCAAAGAAUGUUGAAGGAGAUCAUCAUGAAAUAAACCGUAUCAAUCUUGAUGAAUUUGAGUUCCUGUAG
Messenger RNA from Solanum dulcamara, 324 nucleotides. RefSeq lists its product as uncharacterized. The coding region runs from base 1 to 324 and encodes 107 amino acids. The transcript has a single exon. The record is from RefSeq and is a predicted model, not a curated record. Lineage: Eukaryota; Viridiplantae; Streptophyta; Magnoliopsida; Solanales; Solanaceae.